GUGAAGCACGAAUAUUCAACAUUGACGUCCAGGUACUUAGUACAAGUAGUAGUAGUAGAGUUCGACGAACUACGCUAGUAAUCACCGACUGGCUAUGUCAAGGACCUGCAUAGCACGUCGCAAGUGAAACGUUAUGGUUAUAUGCUUGUUGAUUGGUAGCGAGCUUUGUAGCUGUAAUCUGAAUCCGAAUAAGGAGGUCAGAUAGGCGCCGUCAUGAAACGUCCGAUUCUGAGGGACAGCACGCGUGUCGUAGGUGUAUCACGAACACUCUGACGUCCGUCAGCUCGUAACCUGCCGGAAAGAGGUUAGACCAUUCAGCUUAUUUAGGGGCAACAAAGGAAACACGAGUGGCAUCGUCAUUGCAAUGCUCCAAACACGUCGCAAGGACACACAGUCUAUGAUAAGUAGAUCGUCCGGGUACGGAUAUAUUUUUGAGUGUCAGUAUCGAGACUUACAUGCCCUUCGGUCCUGUUGAUAGCAAGGGAACCGAGCUUUACUAUGAAGAUAGUGGUGUUCCUGCGACUAUGCCAACCAACUACAAAACAAUAGUCAUCCUCCACGGGACAUUGUUUAAUUGUGGCAUAUUCAGACCCAUUAUACCUUUUGCAGAUGAGAAUGCCUCCCGAAUCAUCCUGAUAAACCAGCGAGACUAUCGUCAUUCAACUCCGUUCAACAAGGACGAGUUAAAAGGCUUAAAGAGCGGCGAUAAGGACAAGCAGGACGGUUUCGUCCGAGAUCGUGUUCGCGAGCUAGGGAACUUUCUCACUUGGCUUAUUGUGCAGGAAGAUAUUCCUGCCAAUAGGUCGGGAAACGUUGACGGGGGUGGAAUUGCUCUUGUAGGCUGGUCGUGCGGCAACUGUCUUAUCCUUCCAUUCCUCGCACUCACGGAGGAAGUAAUGGACGACAAUGAACAGAAGGAUAUUCUGCGUAGAUAUAUCCGUUCGGUCAUUUUAUAUGAUCCGGCCAAUGUUGCUAUGGGUAUCGCCGUUCCUCCUGCCGUCAGUGGUACCACAAUGACAUAUGAUACAUUUGCGCCGAUUGUCAGUAGUUAUUGCGACCACGACCCCUCUUUGAUCGACUACCUCGAAUCACCCACCAUGAACAAAUUUACCGAUGAUGAACAGGUGUAUAACGCUCUUGCUUAUACGCCUUCGAGCGACCCAAAUCCGACAUCAGACCGCAUCCCAUCCGAGCUUUUCUCAAAAAUCACGGAGCCGCUUGAAGUAUUUGACCGCUCGAUGGUCCCCACCGUGUGUCUCAGCCCAGAGCUCUAUCACAACUACUGCAUACGAGCUAUUCAAGGUGGUGCGUUUCCAAAUGUCCGAGUAGAGGUCAUGGUCUGUAGCAGAACUAUCGCCGUUGUCGUCUUCGGAGUAUACAAGAUUCAGAGAAUGCUUUUGGAAAAUCAGAUCUUGAAAAAGAUGGAGAAUCGGAGGCAGGCGUCGUUCCACGUCUGGAGGGACUUCAAUCAUUGCGCCCACUGGGAAGAACCAGAGAAGUUUAUUCGUCUACUCUCCGGGGUCAUUUGAUUAUGCUGAUAUCUUUGCACGAUGUUCCUAUCCAAUGCAAUUAUGCAGGCUUAUGAAGAGCCAUUAUAUGCAAGGUGUAUAUAGAAUGUGGAAUGAAAGUUUUGACCUGUCCUUUUUUCGGAUACUUAGGCAUGGUUAUGAAUUAUUAUUGAAGGUAAAUUGCAAUGGAACACCUAUUAUACAUUUCGGAAGUCCUGGGCCUGGUACUAAGUAGCACUAGUCUCACAGGCCCUUGCCAUAGUCAGCCAACUAUCGCUCGAUUCAAUAACCCAAUUGGUAAACG
Somion occarium is the source of this 1812-nucleotide messenger RNA. Lineage: Eukaryota; Fungi; Basidiomycota; Agaricomycetes; Polyporales; Cerrenaceae. The record is from the annotation of a GenBank genome assembly.